This is a messenger RNA of Zingiber officinale, 870 nucleotides long. RefSeq lists its product as uncharacterized. The coding region runs from base 226 to 786 and encodes 186 amino acids. Lineage: Eukaryota; Viridiplantae; Streptophyta; Magnoliopsida; Zingiberales; Zingiberaceae. The transcript is spliced from 2 exons. The record is from RefSeq and is a predicted model, not a curated record.
CACCAAAUCAACAGGCCCACAAUCGUGGACGAAAAUUCUACAAUCUCCCCACCUCCGAAAGCUACCUCCUCCUCUUGAAGUCCCCCCAGCCAAUUCUCCUCCUCCUAAUCCAUCUCCAUCCCCCCACCCCUUCUGUUCCUCACCAAGCAACAAAAAGAUCAGAUUUUUAACUUCUCUCCCGAGCCAAGAUCGGAUUUUUACUCAAGAUUUGCUGACCCAACGCCGAUGGCGAGCAAGGGAGGGCCGUCGUCGCCGGCGAAGCCGCCGGCGGUCUGCUGCAUGUGCGGCGACGAGGGGUUGACUCAGGAGCUCUUCCGGUGCAAGCUCUGCCUUGUGAGGUCGCAGCACAGAUAUUGCAGUAACCAAUACCCUAAUCUCGAAUUCUACACACUUUGCAAUUGGUGUUUGAGAGAAGGAUCAAACUCUUCUAGGAAAGAAGCUGUCAAAGAAGGAUAUUCCAAUUUUAAUGCCUCAAAUAUCUCUUCCUCCGGCAACAACGACAGUAAUGAUACUGAUAAUGACAAUAGAGAGGUUAACAAUAACAAUACAAGCACUACUACUAAUGCUAGUAGUAGUACUAGCUCAGGAGUUAAGCUUCACCGAGUUCAUUUCUCGUCGCAACUCGAUAAUCCAAUCAAAAAGCCAAGGAUAUUGAAUAGAUCUGCCUCUGAUGUCACGGAUCGGAUUAGAUCAACCGGAGAGAUCUCCCCUAGAUUGGGCAAGGCAAGGCAAGUUUUCAAGGCCAAAGUAAGAAGAUAUAAACUCUUGGAAGAGGUCUCUAGUUAGAGUAAGAAAGAAAAAAAAAAGAGAGAUACUAUACUUUGAAAUGUUCUUGACAAGUUAAUAAUUUAGUUUCAUCAUUUUAUUUCA